Messenger RNA from Thalassophryne amazonica, 2038 nucleotides. RefSeq names its product nerve growth factor receptor a (TNFR superfamily, member 16) (gene ngfra). Gene Ontology annotation, cellular component: cell surface; plasma membrane. Lineage: Eukaryota; Metazoa; Chordata; Actinopteri; Batrachoidiformes; Batrachoididae. Gene Ontology annotation, biological process: Rho protein signal transduction. Bases 5 to 1009 code for a protein of 334 amino acids. Gene Ontology annotation, molecular function: nerve growth factor binding; coreceptor activity; death receptor activity. The record is from RefSeq and is a predicted model, not a curated record. The transcript is spliced from 5 exons.
CUUCAUGUCAGCGUCAAAGACGGAGCCCCUCCCCUGUGACUCAGGCAAGUACACCAAAAAUAACGAAUGCUGCAUGGAGUGCCCGCCCGGAGAGGGAGUGGUGAAGAAGUGUGGCAGCAUGCAGACAGUCUGCGCCCAGUGUCUGGACAGUGAGACCUACUCUGAGAACUACAGCCACACAGAGGAAUGCAAACCCUGCACAGAGUGCACCGGCCUGAUGCGUAUGGAGACGCCCUGCACCGACUCCAAUGACGCCAUUUGCGUUUGUAACUAUGGUUUCUUCUUUAAUGACAUAUCUGGGCAAUGUGAGCCGUGCACGGUUUGCCCAGCGGGCCAGGGUGUGUACGUGCACUGCCAGCACGAUCAUGACACGGUGUGUGAGGUGUGUUCAGACGAUACCUACUCAGAACGAGAAAGCUCUCUCGACCCCUGCCUGCCGUGCACCAUCUGUGACGAGGAGACGGAGAUACAGCUGGAGGUGUGCACCCCGAUCAGUGACUCUGUCUGCCACAAUCCUCUCUUCCCGAACUAUCCUCCGACCACCUCUGACCUGGCUCUGCCCCCACCCUCCUUCAGCGAAGACUUACUCCCCGACGGCUCCGACAGCCCACCGCCGGGAGAGACAACCACGUCCAGUGCCGGCUCACCUCGCUUUCUGGGACACGGCCUCAAUGAAAACGUCAUCCCCAUCUCCUGCUCCAUCCUAGCUGCUGUAGUGGUCGCCCUGGUGGCCUACAUCAUUUUUAAGGGAUGGAAUAGCUGCAAGCAGAACAAGCAGGCAGCAAACAACCGCGUGGCUACAAGCAACCAGAUGGUGACGCCAGAAGGAGAGAAGCUGCACAGUGACAGCGGCAUCUCUGUGGACAGCCAGAGUCUGCAGGAGCACCAGCAUCAGCACCAGCAUCAGCAGGCGGAGGUCCAGGCUCAGCAGCGCUCACACAUACAGGAGCACAUUGUGGUGCGGGUGGAUGGUGGGUCUCAAAGUAACUCACCACCCCCUGAAGUCUGAGGAACAGGAGGAAGAAGAGGAUGUGUUAGAACUGCAGACAGGAAGAAGAGCGUAGAGAGCCGAAUCGAGGACCAAAAGAAAGCCGGAGGGGCCCGACAGGGGAUGCUAAAAUGACUGUCAAGCCACAGCAUCACCCAUCAAAGACUUGACUUCUACGGACCUCUCGGUACCUUUGGGAGCCACGGUCGGGGCCAACUCUCUCUACCACUGUCCCUGGACACAAACUGUGUUCUAAUGUCACUUCAGCUGGAAAGCUGUAGAUACCUAACAGUAGAUAUGCCAGUAUUUAAUGAAUAUCCCAAACUCAGUAUCUAAUAUGUCAAUAAGAGACAAGUAAUGACUAACAGACAACCUGAUAGACCCCCUGACCCUUACUAAGAUUUUCUCUCCCAAAAUCUUUGAUCGUUUCCUAUUAAAAGGAUGUGACUGAAAGCUAAAUAGGAGGACGUACUCUUUCAUCCUAGCCUUCCCGUUGUGCAUCAAAAGACUGAGGCAGCUUUUCUGUCUCAGCAUCUCUCACAUCUUCCUCUCUGUCAUCUCAAUGUGGCAUCCCGCUCUCUGAUAAUCCUCAUCUCUCCCCAUAUGAUUCACUCUAUUAGACACCCAAUACAAAACCCAGCUCGAGCGCCGCGAGUCGCUCCCAGCAUCUUCUGAAGUUUCUUAUAUCGCAGAUGCAAUUCAGAGCAUGAUGUCUCGUAAGAAGACAGCUGUACUGUUGUCUUAGAUCUGCUGCACAGACUGACGCACGGUGCAGGGAAUACGCUUUUUGCUUCAUUCAUGCUACAGCCAUUGCAUGUCCCCUUGAUGAAUCCGAUGCCACCACAGCGCCUCCAGGUAUCAUUUUUCUCUCCCAUUUGUGGUGCAUCAUUGUCAUUUUGUGGCUUGAGUUCCACGCCUGAUUCAGCAGGGUGCAACAUGAAUGAAGCAUCUCUGCACGGCUGCAGCGCCCCUGACUCAUGCUGAUGUCUUGAGAGAAGCUCUGAUGUCAUCUCCAAGGCUGCUCAAUAAAUGGAUGCAAAAAUGAAAUCG